AUGUCAGGAAUUUACCAAAACGAACGCGGCCAGGGCAUGUCCCAUGCGACAGGCCCCUCCAAGGUCCCUGAGAGUAUAGCACACCAGGUUCCCAAGGGUCUAGAAAAAAGCCUCCCCAAUUCUAUUCACCCCACCGGUACCGACAUGGGCCAGUCGCCCGACAAAACACACGCUAAAGACGACGGUAAUGCUUCUAUGGUUCCCCAAAAGCUGCAGGAGAAGCUACCAGAAGGCAUUGAGAGGGCUGUACCAAAUGCCAUUCAUGAUACUGGCGACACCAGCGGAGCGCACCGCAAGCAUUAA
Fusarium coffeatum is the source of this 303-nucleotide messenger RNA. RefSeq lists its product as uncharacterized. The record is from RefSeq and is a predicted model, not a curated record. The transcript has 2 exons. The coding region runs from base 1 to 303 and encodes 100 amino acids. NCBI's taxonomy places the organism in Eukaryota, Fungi, Ascomycota, Sordariomycetes, Hypocreales, Nectriaceae.